UUAACCACCUCCCGUCCGGCCGUUGAAUAUUUAAAACGGUUGAUACUUCGGAUUCCGGACGGUAGCAACUGCAGGGGUUGGGUGGCUGUUUAUAAACCAGCCUCCCCGCACCCUACUUGUGCCGCGCUCCUUGGGAGCUCGCAGCACCGCGAUCCGGUGCCCGCUGUGUCCUCCGGUACACAGUGGAACACCAAUCGUUUCGGAACGGGACCUCUGUACGAGGUCCUUAUCAUGGUCCUCCGAUCAUUGAUCACAUGCAGAAGUAGUAAGCAAGAUGUCACUUCUGACAUCAUUGCUUACUACGUGUGAAAUCUGUGAAUGAUCACAGAGAUCACAUAGUACAGGGCUAUUCACAACAGUCUUGUACCAUGUGACAAGCUGUGAUCCAAUCACAGCUCACACAGU
Molecule: messenger RNA, 405 nt
Organism: Staurois parvus
Lineage: Eukaryota; Metazoa; Chordata; Amphibia; Anura; Ranidae
Source: the annotation of a GenBank genome assembly